AGGAAAAAGAGAAUCCACAAAAGCCCCUCUUGCGUCACAUCAACUACUCAUAUCCAUCUACAAUCGAACUAACUGUAUUUCUCGCAUAAAUGCCGAAUGACACCGAUAAAGAAGUGGACCAGGUGUCCAGCGGUGGUGUGUCUGGACUUCUGGGCAUUGACCAGAUAGACUGGGGAGGUGAGGCAGGCAAGUUCUACGAGUGCUGGAAGAUCAACCCCUGCUGCGGUUCUCCGGAUGCGAAGAAAAUGCUGUGCUGUCUCUUCUGCUGGUGCUGCUGCAGCUGCUGCUCCAUGUCGAAGCUGUUCGCGUCCAGCGUGGACCAGGAGUGCGCGCUGGUGCCGCAUUGCUUGAUGGCGUGCUUCCUGCCGUGCAUCACGGCGAUCUGUGUCCGCACGAACCUCCGCAACCGCCUGGGCGUACAGGGUAACAUGGUUGGUGACUGCAUCUGCGUGUGGUGCUGCGGCUGCUGUUCACAAUGCCAGGAGCUUCGCUCCGUGACGACCGAGGAGUGGAACCUGCUGGAGCCCGCCUGGAAGACGCCCGAGGUAUCCGCUCCAGAGAUCAUCUUCCUCAAGUAG
Messenger RNA from Leptomonas pyrrhocoris, 578 nucleotides. RefSeq names its product putative transmembrane protein. The coding region runs from base 90 to 578 and encodes 162 amino acids. Lineage: Eukaryota; Euglenozoa; Kinetoplastea; Trypanosomatida; Trypanosomatidae. The record is from RefSeq and is a predicted model, not a curated record. The transcript has a single exon.